Molecule: messenger RNA, 20812 nt
Organism: Coregonus sp. 'balchen'
Lineage: Eukaryota; Metazoa; Chordata; Actinopteri; Salmoniformes; Salmonidae
Source: the annotation of a GenBank genome assembly
GACCCUUCUCUGGUGUGUGUGUUGAUUGACAGUCUGUCGGAGCAGCACACACACACACAUGGUGGGAGGGUGAGACAUUCCAGCUCAGACUCUUCAGUCUCAGACUCCUACAGUGAGUUGGAGGAGGAGAGCAGUAGCCAGUGCUCCCUUAGCUCAAGCCCAGAAACACACUCCGAUCCUGGGACACCCACCGAUGCUCAGGCCCUUGACUGCACCAAGGAGGUAAUACCACCACGAUCACUGUCUGUCACACUGCUGUCUGUCUGUCUGUCUGUCUGUCUGUCUGUCUGUCUGUCUGUCUGUCUGUCUGUCUGUCUGUCUGUCUGUCUGUCUGUCUCUAUACCAUAUCUCUCUUUAGCUACCUCUCUCUCAUGGCAUUUCUCAAUCUCUCUCUUUUUAGAUAUUUCUCUCUCACCCUUUAGCCUCUUAUACCCUUUUACUCUCUUUUUUCUCCAUCCCCCUUUUUCUCUCUGCCUCCUCUCAUUUCAGAUUCUCUCUCAAUUCAAUUCCAUUCAAAGCGCUUUAUUGGCAGGGGAAACAUAUGUUUACAUUGCCAAAGCAAGUGAAAUCUAUCUGGUGAGGGGGAGGGGGAGGGAGGAAUUAGGAAUGCACGUGAGCUAGCAUAGGGAGGGGGUGAGGGAGAGGGGGUGAGACCAGGGGGAGGAAGCAGGGGGAGGGGUAAGCAGGGGGAGGGUGGGGGAAAGCAGGCAGAAGAAGGCAGAGUGGAGUUGCUGUAGGAAUUAAAGUUUGGGUGUCAUGUCAACAAGCCCAGUCCCAAAUAGGAAAGCCCACGGGAGGUGGGAGUCCCGGAGAUUUGGUUUCACGCUAGCAUUUCAUUAGCAGUUAGCAUGACAGUCUCCCACACUAAUAACCAACUGCAGAUUCUCUAUGCUACGCCAGCUUACGCUCAAAUAAGCUCAACUAAAGGUAAGGGAAUCUUUCAAAUGGAAUGGGUUAGCAGUUUCAUUGGCACUGAGUUACAAGCAUGUAAAUGCACAGUAGAGAGAGAGAGAGAGAGAGAGAGAGAGAGAGAGGGGAGAGAGAGAGUGGUCUGUUUAUAAACAGCAGGGUAUAAUAGGUCUUUAUUUAUUUGAGGAGGAGUUGGUGGUGGGGGGAUAUUGUCGAAGGAGGGGGACAGCAGUUAGGGGUGUAGGUUAGCUAUGCAGAGAGAGUUGAGUAGGGAAAACCUGCUUCUACUGCCUGUAUGAAUAGAAGGCCCUAUGUGUCUGUGUCUGACCAUAGCUGGGUCUAUUACUGAACAUGCAGUAUAUCAGGCCCCAAUAGAGGUGGUGAGGGUGGGGGGUCCAUGUGUUUUUCCUCUACAUGGAGCGUUACAGUGUCUCCCAAGGAAGGGAGUAUUUAUUUACUGAUUUCUAUUGCCUUCUUGUCAAAUAGCGCCAAGCCAGAACAAACUGAGAAUUGACUAACUAGUUCCUGAAAAUCAUGCAAAGCAUACUGGGAGUUUCCUUCCUCAAUUGAAAUACAAUCAAUCUCUGAGCUGAAGAGAGAUCUUAUCUAUGGAUGAUCGAAUUCUAACUGGGGUUUCAACCGAGCAUAUUCUGCGGGUGCCAGGGUUGGAAACAGUGCUCCAGAAUUCCAGGUAGAGGGAAGGAGGGAGGGAAGGGAGGGAGGGGGCAGAGAGGGUACAAGAGAUGCAGUGUCUUCUCUGGAAAAGGGAAUGAGGGAGGGGGGGAGUGUUUGAGUAGAGGAGUAGAGGUUUAAAUAACUCUGGUCAGCUACUGGAGAGAGGGAGCUAGAUGGGGAGAGCGAAAAAGAAGACUUAGGAAAGCAGUGAGUAGAUCCUCUUCUUUUUAAAACUCUCUUCUCUUUCUGGGUUACUGAGUCAGUUGUGUGAGUCAUUUGAUAAAUGGGAGGGGGGGCUUUAGCCUCUGUCAGGGCAGAUGUGUGUGGAUUCCAGUGGUAGUAAAAAAUGAAGGAGUGUUGAAGAAGUAGUCAAUUUAAAGGGCACUGUUCAAAGUUUGAGCUUCUUAGACUAUGGUUGAACGAGUGGCAGUUUUUACAGUGUUUUCUCAAUGUACUCUACAUGUGCAGUGUAGAACAGUUUAAAAAAGUGGAGUUUUGACUGUGGUGGUAAGAGUGAAGCUGGGAGUGAGUAAUGUGUGUUGGUAGUGUUUGUUCAAUGGGUUGUGUGUUUUUAAAAUAGUCCAAUGUGUGUCCUGGUUUUCGAGGAAUCUUUCGUUUACUCAUGUCACUGUCACUUGCUAUUUUCCCCUUAGUCUCUCUCUCUCUCAUUCCAUGACUCUAUCCCUCCCUCCCCUUAGUCUCUCUCUCUCUCUGUCUCUCUGUCUCUCUGUCUCUCUGUCUCUCUCUCUCUCUCUCUCUCUCUCUCUCUCUCUCUCUCUCUCUCUCUCUCUCUCUCUCUCUCUCUCUCUCUCUCUCAUUCGAUCACUCUAUCCCUCCCUCCCCCUUAGUCUCUCUCUCUCUCAUUCGAUCACUCUAUCCCUCCCUCCCCCUUAGUCUCUCUCUCUCUCAUUCCAUCACUCUAUCCCUCCCUCCCCCUUAGUCUCUCUCUCUCUCUUCACAGAAAAGUGUGACCAUAAGACAGAACCCCCUCAUCCUUCUUUCAUCCUGUUCCUCACUACACACUUUAGAAACUUUAAUAAAAAAGAAAUAUUGCACUGGCCUUCAUUCAACAUAUCAAUAUUCUUGCGGGAAAAAGCUAUUCGAAUAUAUAUAUAAAUAGAAUUUCUCGCUGAUCAGGACAAUUGUUGUUUUUGGCUUAACCCCAAAACCAGGUUAUCUGUUUUGAUUGAAUAUAGUCCAAGCACUUUCUGCAAGUUAAUUAUAGUGCAAGUUAGUGUUUAGAACCAAUAUGGAUGUAUCAAAGGUACCAAUAUGGAUGUAUCACAUGAUCCCUCUCCUUUGUUGAUCCUACCUGACUGUUUCUCCACUCAUCCCUCUCUCCUUAAAUCUGUCAUCCCUCUCCAUCCUCUCAUCUUCCUCACUCUGUUUUCUUAGACAUAUCACUCCUUCACCACUCAGUGGCAGCUGGAUAAGUGGCUGAAAAAAGUCCCCAAAAAAUCCUCCUCCUGCGACCAGGAUCCCAGCAAUCACGACCACGCCCAGAGAGCUACAGAGCACCGGUCACCCUCCCCAGACCCCCACAGAGCCCCAUCUCCAUCCAGAUCCAGAGAGGACUACAGCCCCAGCCAGAGCCCUGUUCCCAGCCCGCGCUUCAACUACAGCCCCAGGCAUAGCCCUCGGCCUAGCCCUGGUUACAGCCCCUGCCCCAGCCCCUGUCCCAGUCCUAGCCCCAGCCCAAGACACAGCCCCAUCCCUAGCCCGGUCCCCAGUGUCUGUCCGAGCCCCUGCCCAAGCCCCAGAGCCAGCUGCAGCCCUAGUUCCAUUCCCCGGCACCCCCCUAGGAGUCCUAGUCCUAGCCUUACUCAUUCUAGCCCCCGCCGCUAUCCUCAGGUUCGGAGUCCUUAUCAGGAAAGCCUCAGGCCUCCCACGCGGCCUAGCCUAACAACCAGCCCGAGCCAUAGACCCAAAAUCAGGCCCUGGAUUGCCCCUGUACCCAGCACUGAGCCCAAGAGCAAACCAAGACACAGUCCAUAUCCUCAGCCUCCGCUUCAGCACAACUCCAGGCCUAAACCCACACAGAGCCAGCCUGUUCCCACUCCCAAGACUACAGCCAAGGCAGCCCCUGCUCUGAGCACUGAGCUGAGCCACAGGCACAAACACAGACCCAGGCCUAGUCCCAACUCGAGUCCCAAGCUUCAUUCUCAGCCUAGCUCGAAACACGACCGCACUCUAGCCCCAAAAAGCCAACACCUAUCAACCUCUGGACAAAGGCCCAAGGAGAGUAGCAGACACAGCCACAAUUCCAACUCCAACCCCAGGCCCAGGUUUGGGCCUAGUUUGACAACCAGACUCAGUACCAGUCUCAGUCCCACACCCAGGGUCAAGCACUUACCCGCCACAGACCAUAGCAGAGAGACCAGCAGUAGAGUUGGUCACUGUUCCAAAUCAAGCCCCAAGCCACAUUCUCAGCCUAAGUCCAAAGCUAGUUCUGGGCCUCGCGCUAGAUCCAGCCCCAGCCCUAGACCCAAAGUCAAGUCCCGGGAGGCCCCUGCUCCCCACCCAAAGCUUCCACAGAAGAAGCCCCAAUCCAGGGAGAGAAAACAGGAGGUGGACAACCAGAGAGAGACCCAUGCACCAGAGAGGCAGGUAGACAGGCAGACAGAGGGAAAGGGGGAAAAUGAGGUAGAGAGACAGGCAGAAAAACAAGGAGAGAGGCAGGGGGGGAAACAGAAGGAAAGAAAGGGGGAGAGACAGGGAGAGAGAAGACUGGCGGAGGAGCAGUUGCUAAGACGCCCCUGGGUCCAGAGCUCAGAGGAAGAGGAGGAAGAGGACAUAGAGGAGAGAAAAAGGAGGAGGGAGGAGAGAGAGAGAGAGGAGAAGCGCAAGAGGAGGAGGAAGGAGCAACAGCAGCAGCAGAGAGGCGAAUGGCAAGCGGUCCAGCCCAAGCAGAGACCUCACACCAACAGCGAGCGACGUCGCCAUCCCAUCGACCCACAACGCCACGGGACCAAUAAAAAGAGGAAGAGUGAGGAGGAAGAAGAGAGACAGUCUCAGCAGGACCCUUCCCCUCUGCCGUCGCCCUCCUCCCCCACUCCUGUCGUCCCUCCCACGGACUCCUCCUCCUCUUCAUCAUCUUCCUCUUUGGUGUCGGACUCGGAGCCCGAUCUGACUCCCAACGUCACCAAAGUCCAGGCCGACUCCACAUCAAGCCAGCGUCCCAUCCCCAGAAGAGGAUACCAGGGCCCGGGGAGGCCCGCGGAUAGCAGGCCCAGAGUGCUCUACCCCAGGCGCACCACCGCAUCCAACCCAGGCCAGGGGCAGGAGAUCCAGGGGAAGCAGAAACUCUACACCCUGGUCCCGUUUGGACGUAGUGAGCAGGCCGCAGACUCCCAUCGAGGCCUGAGAAACUUGGUGGUGCAGAUAGACCUCUCCCUGCUCGACAGAGUGCCUGAUACUACGACAGGCACCCGAGCCUCUCACAAACACUCUUCCUCCUCCUCUUCCAAGCAGAAAGAGGCCAUGAGACACCUGUGCAUCCCCGAGACAGAGGGAGGAGACAGCAAGAGGAAACGCAAGGUAACACACAUACUCCUUCUCUUUUUUUCUCUAUAAACCUCCAGCGUAAACAAGAUACAGUGGGGAGAACAAGUAUUUGAUACACUGCCGAUUUUGCAGGUUUUCCUACUUACAAAGCAUGUAGAGGUCUGUAAUUUUUAUCAUAGGUACACUUCAACUGUGAGAGACGGAAUCUAAAACAAAAAUCCAGAAAAUCACAUUGUAUGAUUUUUAAGUAAUUAAUUUGCAUUUUAUUGCAUGACAUAAGUAUUUGAUCACCUACCAACCAGUAAGAAUUCCGGCUCUCACAGACCUGUUAGUUUUUCUUUAAGAACCCUCCUGUUCUCCACUCAUUACCUGUAUUAACUGCACCUGUUUGAACUUGUUACCUGUAUAAAAGACACCUGUCCACACACUCAAUCAAACAGACUCCAACCUCUCCACAAUAGCCAAGACCAGAGAGCUGUGUAAGGACAUCAGGGAUAAAAUUGUAGACCUGCACAAGGCUUGGAUGGGCUACAGGACAAUAGGCAAGCAGCUUGGUGAGAAGGCAACAACUGUUGGCGCAAUUAUUCGAAAAUGGAAGAAGUUCAAGAUGACAGUCAAUCACCCUCGGUCUGGGGCUCCAUGCAAGAUCUCACCUCAUGGGGCAUCAAUGAUCAUGAGGAAGGUGAGGGAUCAGCCCAGAACUACACGGCAGGACCUGGUCAAUGACCUGAAGAGAGCUGGGACCACAGUCUCAAAGAAAACCAUUAGUAACACACUACGCCGUCAUGGAUUAAAAUCCUACAGCGCACGCAAGGUCCCCCUGCUCAAGCCAGCGCAUGUCCAGGCCCGUCUGAAGUUUGCCAAUGACCAUCUGGAUGAUCCAGAGGAGGAAUGGGAGAAGGUCAUGUGGUCUGAUGAGACAAAAAUAGAGCUUUUUGGUCUAAACUCCACUCGCCGUGUUUGGAGGAAGAAGAAGGAUGAGUACAACCCCAAGAACACCAUCCCAACCGUGAAACAUGGAGGUGGAAACAUCAUUCUUUGGGGAUGCUUUUCUGCAAAGGGGACAGGACAACUGCACCAUAUUGAGGGGAGGAUGGAUUGGGCCAUGUAUCGCGAUAUCUUGGCCAACAACCUCCUUCCCUCAGUAAGAGCAUUGAAGAUGGGUCGUGGCUGGGUCUUCCAUCAUGACAACGACCCGAAACACACAGCCAGGGCAAUUAAGGAGUGGCUCCGUAAGAAGCAUCUCAAGGUCCUGGAGUGCCCUAGCCAGUCUCCAGACCUGAACCCAAUAGAAAAUCUUUGCAGGGAGCUGAAAGUCUGUAUUGCCCAGCGACAGCCCCGAAACCUGAAGGAUCUGGAGAAGGUCUGUAUGGAGGAGUGGGCCAAAAUCCCUGCUGCAGUGUGUGCAAACCUGGUCAAGACCUACAGGAAACGUAUGAUCUCUGUAAUUGCAAACAAAGGUUUCUGUACCAAAUAUUAAGUUCUGCUUUUCUGAUGUAUCAAAUACUUAUGUCAUGCAAUAAAAUGCAAAUGAAUUACUUAAAAAUCAUACAAUGUGAUUUUCUGGAUGUUUGUUCUAGAUUCCGUCUCUCACAGUUGAAGUGUACCUAUGAUAAAAAUUACAGACCUCUACAUGCUUUGUAAGUAGGAAAACCUGCAAAAUCGGCAGUGUAUCAAAUACUUGUUCUCCCCACUGUAGUUGUACAGUGCCUUGCAAAAGUAUUCAUCCCCCUUGGCAUUUUUCCUUUUUGUUGCUUUACAACCUGUAAUUUAAAUGGAUUUUUAUUUGGAUUUCAUGUAAUGGACAUACACAAAAUAGUCCAAAUUGGUGAAGUGAAAUGAAAGAAAUUACUUGUUUCAAAAAAUUCAAAAAAUAAAUAACGGAAAAAUUGUGCAUAUGUAUUCACCCCCUUUGCUAUGAAGCCCCUAAAUAAGAUCUGGUGCAACCAAUUACCUUCAGAAGUCACAUAAUUAGUUAAAUAAAGUCCACCUGUGUGCAAUCUAAGUGUCACAUGAUCUGUCACAUGAUAUCAGAAUAUAUACACCUGUUCUGAAAGGCCCCAGAGUCUGCAACACCACUAAGCAAGGGCCACCACCAAGCAAGCGGCAUCAUGAAGACCAAGGAGCUCUCCAAACAGGUCAGGGACAAAGUUGUGGAGAAGUACAGAUCAGGGUUGGGUUAUAAAAAAAUAUCUGAAACUUUGAACAUCCCACGGAGCACCAUUAAAUCCAUAUAAAAAAAUGGAAAGAAUAUGGCACCACAACAAACCUGCCAAGAGAGGGCCGCCCACCAAAACUCACGGACCAGGCAAGGAGGGCAUUAAUCAGAGAGGCAACAAAGAGACCAAAGAUAACCCUGAAGGAGCUGCAAUCUCCACAGCGGAGAUUGGAGUAUCUGUCCAUAGGACCACUUUAAGCCGUACACUCCACAGAGCUGGGCUUUACGGAAGAGUGGCCAGAAAAAUGCCAUUGCUUACAGAAAGAAAUAAGCAAACACGUUUGGUGUUCGCCAAAAGGCAUGUGGGAGACUCCCGAAACAUAUGGAAGAAGGUACUCUGGUCAGAUGAGACUAAAAUUGAGCUUUUGGGCCAUCAAGGAAAACGCUAUGUCUGGCACAAACCCAACACCUCUCAUCACUCAGAGAACACCAUCCCCACAGUGAAGCAUGGUGCUGGCAGCAUCAUGCUGUGGGGAUGUUUUUAAUCGGCAGGGACUGGGAAACUGGUCAGAAUUGAAGGAAUGAUGGAUGGCGCUAAAUACAGGGAAAUUCUCAAGGGAAACCUGUUUCAGUCUUCUAGAGAUUUGAGACUGGGACGGAGGUUCACCUUCCAGCAGGACAAUGACCCUAAGCAUACUCCUAAAGCAACACUCGAGUGGUUUAACAUUUAAAUGUCUUGGAUUGGCCUAGUCAAAGCCCAGACCUCAAUCCAUUUGGGAUUCUGUGGUAUGACUUAAAGAUUGUUGUACACCAGCGGAACCCAUUCAACUUGAAUGAGCUGGAGCAGUUUUGCCUUGAAGAAUGGGCAAAAGUCCCAGUGGCUAGAUGUGCCAAGCUUAUAGAGACAUACCCCAAGAGACAUACCCCAAGAGACAGCUGUAAUUGCUGCAAAAGGUGGGGGGGGGGGGGGUGAAUAGUUAUGCACGCUCAAGUUUUCUGUUUUUUUGUCUUAUUUCUUGUUUGUUCACAAUGAAAAAUAUUUUGCAUCUUCAAAGUGGUAGGCAUGUUGUGUAAAUCAAAUGAUACAAACCCACAAAAAAUCCAUUUUAAUUCCAGGUUGUAAGGCAACAAAAUAGGAAAAAUGCCACACGGGGUGAAUACUUUCGCAAGCCACUGUACUGUAGCUAGUUUAGCAUGGAAUACUAAUGUCACCCUUUACUGAGACCUGAAGUCCUUUUUACUUCAGAACUACAAUAUUAAUUAAUUAAUUUAAUUAAUUAAUUAAUUAAUAUUCCAUUUAGCAGACGCUUUUAUCCAAAGCGACUUACAGUCAUGCGUGCAUACAUUUUUUUUGUGUAUGGGUGGUCCCGGGGAUCGAACCCACUACCUUGGCGUUACAAGCGCCGUGCUCUACCAGCUGAGCUACAAUAGCCUGGUGUCCGUGGUUCAACCAUAAUAUGUGUUUCCUCCCAGUCAGAGAAUGGAGUCCAGCACCACAAAGAGAGUAAGAGGAGUAACUCCCACACCAACGACCCCUCUACCCACACAGAGUCUACAACUCAAAGACGUCUAGACCCUCACUCAGACACCAGACACAACUGGUGAGACUGGAACACACACUCUCAUACACACUCUCAUACACACUCUCAUACACACUCUCACACACACUCUCAUACACACUUAUACACACUUAUACCCUCUCAUACAGAAAACACUCAUACACACUUAUACACACUCUAAUACACACACACACACACACACACACACACACACACACACAAACACACAGAUAUACACUGAGUAUACAAAACAUUAAGGACACCUGCUCUUUCCAUGACAUAGACUAACCAGGUGAAUCCAGGUAAAGGCUACAGUAUACAGUGCAUUCUGAAAGUAUUCAGACCCCUUGACUUUUUUCACAUUUUGUUACGUUACAGCCUUAUUCUAAAAUGGAUUAAAUAACAAAAUAUUCCUCAUCAAUAUACACACAAUACCCCAUAAUGACAAAGUAAAAACAAAUUUUUAUACAUUUUUGCAAAUGUAUAAUGAAGAAACCCCCGGAAAUAUCACAUUUACAUAAAUAUUCAGAUCCUUUGCUCUGAGACUCGAAAUUGAGCUCAGGUGCAUCCUGUUUCCAUUGAUCAUCCUUGAGAUGUUUCUACAACUUGAUUGGAGUCCACCUGUGGUAAAUUCAAUUGAUUGGUCAUGAUUUUGAAAGGCACACAUCUAUCUAUAUAAGGUCCCCACAGUUGUCAGUGCAUGUCAGAGCAAAAACCAAGCCAUGAGGUCGAAGGAAUUGUCCGUAGAGCUCCGAGACAGGAUUGUGUCGAGGCACAGAUCUGGGGAAGGGUACUAAAAAAUGUCUGCAGCAUUGAAGGUCCCCAACAACACAGUGGCCUCUAUCAUUAUUAAAUGGAAGAAGUUUGGAACCACCAAGACUCUUCCUAGAGCUGGCCGCCUGGCCAAACUGAGCAAUCGGGGUAGAAGGGCCUUGGUCAGGGAGGUGACCAAGAACCCAAUGGUCACUCUGACAGAGCUCCAGAGUUCCUCUGUGGAGAUGGGAGAACCUUCCAGAAGGACAACAAUCUCUGCAGCACUCCACCAAUCAGGCCUUUAUGGUAGAGUGGCCAGACGGAAGCCGCUCCUCAGUAGAAAGCACAUGACAGCCCGCUUGGAGUUUGCCAAAAAGCACCUAAACAAGAUUAUCUGGUCUGAUGAAACCAAGAUUGAACUCUUUGGCCUGAAUGCCAAGCGUCACUUCUGGAGAAAACCUGGCACCAUCCCUACGGUGAAGCAUGGUGGUGGCAUUAUCAUGCUGUGGGAUGUUUUUCAGUGGCAGGGACUGGGAGACUAGCCAGGAUUGAGGCAAAGAUGAACGGAGCAAAAUACAGAAAGAUUCUUGAUGAAAACCUGCUCCAGAGCGCUCAGGACCACAGACUGGGGCGAAGUUUCACCUUCUAACAGGACAAUGACCCUAAGCACACAGCCAAGACAAUGCAGGAGUGGCUUCGAGUCUCUGAAUGUCCUUGAGUGGCCCAGCCAGAGCCCGGACUUGAACCUGAUCGAACAUCUCUGAAGAGACCUAAAAAUAGCUGUGCAGUUGUAACAGUGUUGCUUCCGUCCCUCUCCUUGCCCCAACCUGGGCUUGACCAGGGACCCUCUGCACACAUCAAUAACAGUCACCCUCGAAGCACCGUUACCCAUCCCUCCACAAAAGCCGCGGCCCUUGCAGAGCAAGAGAAACAACUACUUUAAGGUCUCAGAGCGAGUGACGUUACCGAUUGAAACGCUACUAGCGCGCACCGCUAACUAGCUAGCCAUUUCACACCGGUUACACAGUGACGCUCCUCAUCCAACUUGACAGAGCUUGAGAGGAUCUGCAGAGAAGAAUGGGAGAAACUCCCCAAAUACAGGUGUGCCAAGCUUGUAGAGUCAUACUCAAGAAGACUCAAGGCUGUAAUCGCUGACAAAGGUGCUUCAACAAAGUACUGAGUAAAGGGUCAGUUUUUUUGCAAAAAUGUCUUCAAACCAGUUUUUCCUUUGUCAUUAUGGGGUAUUGUGUGUAGAUUGAUACAUUUUAGAAUAAGGCUGUAACAUAACAAAAUGUGGAAAAAGUCAAGGCGUCUGAAUAUUUUCUAAAUACACUAUGUAAAUGUGAUAUAUCCGGGGGGGGGGGGAUUUAUUAUGCAUUUGUAAAAAUGUCCAAUAACCUGUUUUUGCUUUGUCAUUAUGGGGUAUUGUGUGUAUACUGAUUAGGGGAAAAUAACAAUUUAAUCAAUUUUAGAAUAAGGCUGUAACGUAACAAAAUGUGGAAAAAGUCAAGGGGUCUGAGUACUUUCCGAAUGCACUGUAUAUACACAGUCUGAUACAUACAUACACACUCUAAAAAGUACUGACUGUGUCUUUUGGGGCUUGUAUGUGUGAGCAGGUUCUUAGAGGACUAUCUGGACAGUAAGAGGCCAAUGUCCCCCCUGUCCCCUCUCUCUGACACCCCCGACCCCACCAAGCCCCCCAUCAAAGCACAGCACCCAGAGCCUAAGAUGGAGGUUGAGUGUUGUGUUGGGGUGUCAGGGCAGCCCCAGCCCAAGUGUGAAUCAUGGGGACCUCCUUUACGACGGGCAGGGGGACAGAGAGGAACCGUACCCAACCAUGAACCGUGAGUGACUGACUGAAAAAUAAGGCCACUGUCAGUCUUAAUGACCACAUUCUACAGCCCAACCUAGACCGUCAGAAGCAGUCAGUAGCUACCACAUAAUAAUAUAUUUGUCUGCUCUUUCCUAUUGACUUCCUCCCCCUCUCCAUCCCUCUGUAGCCCACAUCAUGCUGAGUACUACAUGCAUGAAGCCAAGAGGAUGAAGCACCGUGCAGAUGCCAUGGUGAGACUGGUUCAGGACUGUGUUAGGACCAGAAGGACUGUUCUAACACUGAGUUAGGAAUGUUCAAGUUGCACUAUGCAGAAAUCGCGCCGCCAUUUCCUGGUUGCUAAAACUCUGAUAGUUUCCCUAAUUUCAGUUUAUGUGACAAAAUAAGCUAGUAUAGUGUAGAGAAUCAUUGUACCAUCUAAACUGCUGUGAAAUAUAUAUUUUCCAUAACCAAAAAUAUUGUAUUUUCAGCUGUUUGAAGCUGGUGUACAAAACCAAAAGCAAAAACAAAACUUAAGACCAGGAAGCAUAGAAAUAGCGCACAUAGAACAGAUCUACCGCUACUUAGACUUGCUUUCAGGUAGAACGAUAUAUCUAUAACUCACAUUUCUAUGUGAAUUUGGUCAGGUCGCCCAAAGAAUUACAUAUUGCCACUUUAAGACUGUUUCAAAGAUAUCAGUAAUAUUUUUAAGAUAAGUUAGCUAAAAUGAUAAGGACCCUUUUACUCGAUUAAGUGGCUAGUGAGCUCUUCCAACUUCUUUCAUCUCCUAUCUCACUUACCCAGUCUCUCUCUGUCUCAGGUGGAUAAGCUGGGGAAGGCAGUGAACUAUGUGGAUGCUGCUCUCUCCUUCAUGGAGUGUGGAAAAGCUAUGGAGGAGGGUCCACUGGAGGCCAAGUCUCCCUAUACCAUGUACGCAGAGACGGUAGAGCUUAUCAGGUGAGACACACACACACACACACACACACACACACACACAAACACUCACACAGACUCACACACAAACACACACACACACACACACACACUGUAACAGUGAUCCUCUGUGGUUGUCAGGUACGCCAUGAGGCUGAAGAGCCACUCUGGCCCAGGGGCCAGACAGGAAGACCAACAGUUGGCCGUACUGUGGUACGUAUGUCACUAGCAACGAUCGUUCAAAUUGAUGAAAGGUCAAAAAUACAGUUCUGAUCAAUGUAAAAUCUGCAUAAUGGAGUAAGAUACUCAAUGCUUUUUGAAUUUUAAAAACCCAUCAAACAUUGACUGAACCAUUGUUUAAUGAGAUCCAGAAAAUCUAUGGAAUCCAGACAGUUUACGUGGCAAUUUCAGUUUAAUGUCAAAUAUCAAAUGUUUUCUUCUUUGAAACAACCAUGCCAACAUUUUUUUUAACCAUAAAUGGCCUAUUUAUGUGUUUUGUUAUUACAUUGAUGGAGUAAACUUUUGGAAAUACCAACUAAUUUGCAUAUACUCAUGGCCAUAAUUAAAAAGAAUAGCAUAAAAUUAGGCCUACUCUCUAUACAAUCGGCAUCUUUCUUUGGUAGGCCUACCAACCCCUCACAAUCUCCCAGCUUUCACCAUGGCUUUCAUUCAUAUUCAUGAUUGUUUUUGUCAAAUCCUCUUGCAUAUUCAACAUUAGGUGGAGACUGUGUUUAAGAAAAGGAUAGUCACCUAACCUAAAUGCCCUGCUCUAGAAUUUUCAAGUGCAGAAAUAGUUGUUGGUUGUUAAUUUUUGGGAGCGGCUUCCAUUGUGGCUGAGUUAGGCCUACUUUGUAAACAUUAAAUCUCAACUUUUUCAAACUCUACAAAAAUUAACACUAACCUGUGCAACGAUCGCUUUCGUGUCUUUCUUGUGAUAUAAAUAUUGUUUGUGAGUUUAAUCCCUGUCAAAUCAAAUCAAAUGUUAUUUGUUACAUGCUUCUUAAACAACAGGUGUACACUAACAGUGAAAUGCUUACUUUCCCAACAAUGCAGAGAGAAAGAAAAUAGAGAAAUAAUAGAAAAGUAAAACACAUAAUAAUAAAAGUAAUAAUAAAUACACAAUGAGUAACGAUAACUUGGCAAUAUACAGGGGGUACCAGUACCGAGUUGAUUUGCAGGGGUACGAGGUAAUUGAGGUAGAUAUGUACAUAUACUGUAACUAGGAAUAAAGUGACAGAUAAUAAACAGUAGAAGAAGCUUAUGUGAUGAGUCACAAAAGCUAGUGCAAAAAGGGUCCAUGCAGAUAGUACUGGUAGCAAUUUGGUUAACUAUUUAACUAACUAUUUAGCAGUCUUAUGGCUUGGGAUUAGAAGCUGUUCAGGGUACUGUUGGUUCCAGACUUGGUGCAUCGGUACCGCUUGCCGUGCGGUAGCAGAGCGAACAGUCUAUGGCUGUAGUCUUUGACAAUUUUUAGGGCCUUCCUCUGACACCACCUGGUAUAGAUGUCCUGGAUGGCAGGGAGCUCGGCCCCAGUGAUGUAGCGCCUGCCAAGCAGUUGCCAUACCAAGCGGUGAUGCAGCCAGUCAAGAUGCUCUCAACGGUGCAGCUGUAUAACUUUUUGAGGAUCUGAGGGUCCAUGCUAAAUAUUUUGAGGGGCCCCCGUGUUGAGGGUCAGCGUGACGGAUGUGUUGUUGCCUACCCUCACUACCUGGGGCGGCCUGUCAGGAGAGUGAGGUGUUCAGUCCCAGGGACCUUAGUUUAGUGAUGAGCUUUGAGGGCACUAUGGUGUUGAACGCUGAGCUGUAGUCAAUGAACAGCAUUCUCACAUAGGUGUACCUUUUGUCCAAGUGGGAAAGGGCGGUGUGGAGAGCAAUAAGGAUUGCGUCAUCUGUGGAUAUGUUGGGGCGGUAUGCAAAUUGGAGUGGGUCCAGGGUGUCUGGGAUGAGGGUGUUGAUGUGAGCCAUGACCAGCCUUUCAAAGCAUUUCAUGGCUACAGAUGUGAGUGCUACGGGGAGAUAGUCAUUUAGACAGGUUACCUAGGUGUUCUUGGGCACAGCGACUAUGGUGGUCUGCUUGAACAUGUAGGUAUUACAGAUUGUGUCAGGGAGAGGUUAAAAAUGUCAGUGAAGACACUUUCCAGCAGGUCAACGCAUGCUCUGAGUACACAUCAUUUUAAUCCGUCUGGCCCUGCAGCCUUGUUAACCUGUUGAAAGGUCUUACUCACAUCGGCUACGGAAAGCGUGAUCACACAGUUGUCCGGAACAGCUGGUGCUCUCACGCAUGGUUCAGUGUUGCUUGCCUUGAAGCGAGCGUAGAAGGCAUUUAGCUCGUCUGGUAGGCUCUUGUCACUGGGCAGCUCGUGGCUGGGUUUCCCUUUGUAAUCCGUGAUAGUUUGCAAGCCCUGCCACAUCCGACAAGCGUCAGAGCCGGUGAAGUAGGAUUCGAUCUUAGUUCUGUAUUGAUGCUUUGCCAGUUUGAUGGUUCUUCAGAGGGCGUCAAAGUGUCGGCGUUGAAUAGAUUCAGACAAAACCACACUAUGUGUCAUUGUUUACAUUUUGAAGGGGACUUGCUUGUGUUUGAGCCGGCAUAAUGCACGUUUGCACAAUCAUAACAUCGACAGGGAAAUGUUUUUUGUACAAGCAAGAGUUAGAAUGUUGUUAGAUUAAUUUGUAUUUUAAGAAUAAUGACUAAAGGAUUUCACCCCAAAUACAGUAUAAAUGUGUAAACUGUUAGAAUUAUCAACCCACUAACAGAGGGGGGGGCUAAACAUUCCAGAGUAAGGAGAAAGGUGGAAACUGUUUAAGAAAGCCUCCUAAAAGGUGGGCGGAGCAAGGUGCCUUUGUGUGUAAAGGGGUAUAAAACAGUAUGUAUGUGUUUUGGGCGCCAGAGCUCUCCAUGACUAACAAAUGUGCAUUGCUUUUCUUUUGAAAUAAAUCGGUCCAGCGACAAUUAUUUGACAAAUGAAUUUACACCUCACAAAAACAGGGGAAUAAUGGCGGGGCAUGGUGGGCGGGGCAUGCACAUUGCUAAUGUCACUUCCUCUCUGUCAUUUCCUGUCUAUUAUUACCCACCUAGAAAAUAAUCACCUAUAGGAUGUGGAUUAUGUAUUUAUUUACUGGGCAUUUCUCUCUGUGUGUGUGUGUGUGUGUGUGUGUGUGUGUGUGUGUGUGUGUGUGUGUGUGUGUGUGUGUGUGUGUGUGUGUGGUCCCUAGUUUCCGGUGCCUUGCUCUCCUGUACUGGCAGAUGUUUCGUCUAAAGAAGGAUCAUGCCCUGAAGUAUUCCAAAGCUCUAUUGGACUACUUUAAGGUACAAACCUCACCAGCAGCUAUUUUAACUGCUGGAUUUAGUGUGAUGCAAUUAAAAGCAGACGUGUUAGAUUAGAUUGGUUAGAUUGUAACUGUGUUUUAUCUGUCGUCCCAGAGUUCUCCAAAAGUGCCUACUACUCCCCCAAUCUGGAGCGACUCGGGAAAGUAAGAAAGACUCGCUCUCUGUCUCUCUUACCCCCCCCCCCCCCCCCCCCCCCUCAAUCACUCCAAUGUUUUUGUGAAUGUAGUAUUACGUUGAUUUGACCUUAGUGAAGUAUCAUUGGGUUCUUCUCAUCAACAGGGGCACAGGGGGACCUCCCUCAUCACUCUCCCCGAGCCCCUCAGCCCUCACCCUGGGCUCUCACACUAGCAGCUCCCCCUCCUCCCUCAUCAGCAUUCCCCAGCGCAUCCAUCAGAUGGCAGCAAACCACCUCAACAUCACCAACAGUGUCCUCUACAGCUAUGAGUACUGGGAGGUAGCAGAUAGCCUGGCCAGAGACAACAAGGGUAAGAGAGACUAUCUCUUUAUUAGCAAAUUAAUAGAUGGCCUGAAAUGACCUCUUUGGUUUUUUUUAGAGAGAGAGAGAGAGAGAGAGAGAGAGAGAGAGAGAGAGAGAGAGAGAGAGAGGGAGAGGGAGAGAGAGAGAUAUGUACAUAGUCAAUGGUAGGCUAAGAGGGGACUCCUACGGUAGGUACACAUAUAGCUCAUGUCUUGGCAGUAGUACUAGACUACUUUAUCACUGACCUCAACCCAGUCUCUUAGAGCGUUCACAGUCAGUCCACUGACACCCCUAUCAGAUCACAGAAAAUGAUGUAUGGAUAAACCACUUCUCCAAUCUUUUUGGCCCUAUAACAAAGAACAAACAGCAAAAACAUAUACAUGAUCAAAUAAAAAUCUUAGAAUCAACUAUUAAAGACUACCAGAACCCACUGGAUUCUCCAAUUACAUUGAAAGAACUACAGGACAAAAUACAAACCCUCCAACCCAAAAAGGCCUGUGGGGUUGAUGGUAUCCUAAAUGAAAUGAUAAAAUAUACAGACCACAAAUUCCAAUUGGCUAUACUUAAACUUUUUAACAUCAUCCUCAGCUCUGCCAUAUUCCCCAAUAUUUGGAACCAAGGACUGAUCACCCCAAUCCACAAUGUGGAGACAAAUUUGACCCCAAUAACUACCGUGGGAUAUGCGUCAACAGCAACCUUGGUAAAAUCCUCUGCAUUAUUAUUAACAGCAGACUCGUACAUUUCCUCAGCAAAAACAAUGUACUGAGCAAAUGUCAAAUUAGCUUUUUACCAAAUUACCAUACAACAGACCACGUAUUCACCCUGCACACCCUAAUUGACAAACAAACAAAACAAAACAAAGGCAAAGUCUUCUCAUGCUUUGUUGAUUUCUAAAAAGCUUAUGACUCAAUUUGGCAUUAUACGACAUUAUAAAAUCCAUGUACAUAAACAACAAUUGUGCGGUUAAAAUUGGCAAAAAACACACACAUUUAUUUCCACAGGGCCAGGGGGUGAGACAGGGAUGCAGCUUAAGCCCCACCCUCUUCAACAUAUAUAUAAACGAAUUGGCGAGGGCACUAGAACAGUCUGCAGCACCCGGCCUCACCCUACCAGAAUCUGAAGUUAAAUGUCUACUGUUUGCUGAUGAUCUGGUGCUUCUGUCCCCAACCAAGGAGGGCCUACAGCAACGCCUAGAUCUUCUGCACAGAUUCUGUCAGACCUGGGCCCUGACAGUAAAUCUCAGUAAGACAAAAAUAAUGGUGUUCCAAAAAAGUUCCAGUUGCCUGGACCACGAAUACAAAUUCCAUCUAGACAGCGUUGCCCUAGAGCACACAAAAAACUAUACAUACCUCGGCCUAAACAUCAGCGCCACAGGUAACUUCCACAAAGCUGUGAAUGAUCUAAGAGACAAGGCAAGAAGGGCCUUCUAUGCCAUCAAAAUGAACAAAAAAUUAGACAUACUAAUUAGGAUCUGGCUAAAAAUACUUGAAUCAGUUAUAGAAUCUAUUGCCCUAUAUGGUUGUGAGGUCUGGGGUCCGCUCACCAACCAAGAAUUCACAAAAUGGGACAAACACCAAAUUGAGACUCUGCAUGCAGAAUUCUGCUAAAAUAUCCUCUGUGUACAACGUAAAACACAUAAUGCAUGCAGAGCAGAAUUAGGCCGAUACCCGCUAAUUAUCAAAAUCCAGAAAAGAGCCGUUAAAUUCUACAACCACCUAAAAGGAAGCAAUUCCCAAACCUUCCAUAACAAAGCCAUCACCUACAGAGAAAUGAACCUGGAGAAGAGCCCCCUAAGCAAGCUGGUCCUGGGGCUCUGUUCACAAACACAAACAGACCCCACAUAGCUCCAAGACAGCAAUACAAUUAGACAACCAAAUCAUGAGAAAAUAAAAGAGAAUUACUUGACACAUUGGAAAGAAUUUAUUGUAUAGAAUGCUAUUUGGCCCUAAACAGAGAGUACACAGUGGCAGAAUUCCUGACCACUGUGACUGACCCAAAAUUAAGGAAAUCUUUGACUAUGUACAGACUCAGUGAGCAUAGCCUUGCUAUUGAGAGAGGCCGCCGAAGGCAGACCUGGCUCUCAAGAGAAGACAGGCUAUGUGCACACUGCCCACAAAAUGAGGUGGAAACUGAGCUGCACUUCCUAACUUCCUGCCAAAUGUAUGACCAUAUCAGAGAUACAUAUUUCCCUCAGAUUACACAGACCCACAAAGAAUUCCAAAACAAAUCCAAUGUUGAUAAACUCCCAUAUCUAUUGGGUGAAAUACCACAGUGUGCAUCACAGUAGCAAGAUUUGUGACCUGUUGCCACAAGUAAAGGGCAACCAGUGAAGAACAAACACCAUUGUAAAAACAACCUAUAUUUAUGUUUAUUUAUUUUCCCUUUUGUACUUUAACUAUUUGCACAUCAUUACAACACUGUACAGUGGGGGAAAAAAGUAUUUAGUCAGCCACCAAUUGUGCAAGUUCUCCCACUUAAAAAGAUGAGAGAGGCCUGUAAUUUUCAUCAUAGGUACACGUCAACUAUGACAGACAAAUUGAGGGGAAAAAAUCCAGAAAAUCACAUUGUAGGAUUUUUAAUGAAUUUAUUUGCAAAUUAUGGUGGAAAAUAAGUAUUUGGUCACCUACAAACAAGCAAGAUUUCUGGCUCUCACAGACCUGUAACUUCUUCUUUAAGAGGCUCCUCUGUCCUCCACUCGUUACCUGUAUUAAUGGCACCUGUUUGAACUUGCUAUCAGUAUAAAAGAUACCUGUCCACAACCUCAAACAGUCACACUCCAAACUCCACUAUGGCCAAGACCAAAGAGCUGUCAAAGGACACCAGAAACAAAAUUGUAGACCUGCACCAGGCUGGGAAGACUGAAUCUGCAAUAGGUAAGCAGCUUGGUUUGAAGAAAUUAACUGUGGGAGCAAUUAUUAGGAAAUGGAAGACAUACAAGACCACUGAUAAUCUCCCUCGAUCUGGGGCUCCACGCAAGAUCUCACCCUGUGGGGUCAAAAUGAUCACAAGAACGGUGAGCAAAAAUCCCAGAACCACACGGGGGGACCUACUGAAUGACCUGCAGAGAGCUGGGACCAAAGUAACAAAGCCUACCAUCAGUAACACACUACGCCGCCAGGGACUCAAAUCCUGCAGUGCAAUAGACGUGUCCCCCUGCUUAAGCCAGUACAUGUCCAGGCCCGUCUGAAGUUUGCUAGAGUGCAUUUGGAUGAUCCAGAAGAGGAUUGGGAGAAUGUCAUAUGGUCAGAUGAAACCAAAAUAUAACUUUUUGGUAAAAACUCAACUCGUCGUGUUUGGAGGACAAAGAAUGCUGAGUUGCAUCCAAAGAACACCAUACCUACUGUGAAGCAUGGGGGUGGAAACAUCAUGCUUUGGGGCUGUUUUUCUGCAAAGGGACCAGGACGACUGAUCCGUGUAAAGGAAAUAAUGAAUGGGGCCAUGUAUCGUGAGAUUUUGAGUGAAAACCUCCUUCCAUGAGCAAGGGCAUUGAAGAUGAAACGUGGCUGGGUCUUUCAGCAUGACAAUGAUCCCAAACACACCGCCCGGGCAACGAAGGAGUGACUUCGUAAGAAGCAUUUCAAGGUCCUGGAGUGGCCUAGCCAGUCUCCAGAUCUCAACCCCAUAGAAAAUCUUUGGAGGGAGUUGAAAGUCCGUGUUGCCCAGCGACAGCCCCAAAACAUCACUGCUCUAGAGGAGAUCUGCAUGGAGGAAUGGGCCAAAAUACCAGCAACAGUGUAUGAAAACCUUGUGAAGACUUACAGAAAACGUUUGACCUGUGUCAUUGCCAACAAAGGGUAUAUAACAAAGUAUUGAGAAACUUUUGUUAUUGACCAAAAACUUAUUUUCCACCAUAAUUUGCAAAUAAAUUCAUUAAAAAUCCUACAAUGUGAUUUUCUGGAUUUUUUUUCCUCAUUUUGUCUGUCAUAGUUGACAUGUACCUAUGAUGAAAAUGACAGGCCUCUCUCAUCUUUUUAAGUGGGAGAACUUGCACAAUUGGUGGCUGACUAAAUACUUUUUUCCCCCACUGUAUAUAGACAUAAUAUGACACUUCUUUAUUAUUUUGGAACUUUUGUGAGUGUAAUGUUUACUGUUCAUUUCUUAUUGUUUAUUUCACUUUUGUUUAUUAUGUAUUUCACUUGCUUUGGCAAUGUAAACAUAUGUUUUCCAUGCCAAUAAUGCCCUUUAAAUUGAAAUUGAAUUGAAUUGACAGUAAGAGAGAGAGAGAGAGAGAGAGAGAGAGAGAGAGAGAGAGAGAGAGAGAGAGAGAGAGAUCAGUUUGUUCAAACUAGGUUUCAGUGUUUUAUUAGAUUUUAUCUAACUCCCCCACCCCACCCCCCCACCCCCCGCUUUCUCUAAAUCUCUUUCCCUCUCUCUCUCUCUCUCUCUCUCUCUCUCUCUCUCUCUCUCUCUCUCUCUCUCUCUCUACUUAUCUCUCUCUCUCUUUCUCUCUCUCUCUCUUUCUCUCUCUCUUUCUUUCCAGAGUUCUUUAACUACUUGAACACCCUGUCGGGGCCGUUGACUCUCCACAGUAGUAUUACUCAUGCAGUCCAGUACACCAGACAGGCUCUACAGUGGAUACGCAUCAGUGCCAACGUGGGUUAGUGGAGGGAGGGGCGAGACCACAGAGAAUGAUAGAAAAAGCAUCCCUCUAUAGUUCCCAUUAUGGCAUCUGUGAGCGCACCGGCAGCGCCAUUGAGGCAAUCUCC